GUAGUCGUGGUGUUGGUGAAUCGCUUGUGUUGCGCCUCUCGCUUAUCUGGUGACUCGGUUGUCGGAGCAACAAGAGCGUCCAAACAAUCGCGGGUUCGUCUUCGCCUGCAACACGCCGACAAUCCUGGCCGGCUCGACAAUGGCGCAAGCCUCCUUGCAUCCUGGGAGAGUCGUCGAUUGGGCGCCAUAGAAUCAGGGAUCUGACCUGUUUGACCAUCUGCCCUUGUCCGGCAACCACGAGACCCUUGAGACCAAAUCUGACCUGCAGCGUGGCUGGAGAUAGUCUGCAUCUGUUUACACCCGCGCCGACGACUCUCGUUUAACUUCGCCCCACGAUAACUGAUUGCGACUGCAUGGCCAACCUCCCCGAUCGUUUACUAGGUGCUUGUCGAAAUACCCCUCGGACUCUAUAACGGCUGUCACUCCCUUGGUCAGGGACUGGGUUCGACAGAAAGAAAAAAAGGUCAAUUUCGAUCGCGAGCACGGAAGGCCGCAGAUGGGUUGAUUCACCACCACACAGUCCAAUUCCAAAACCCGAACAAAGAUGACCUGAAACCAAGCCUUGCGAGACAUGUUGCGACAACUUUCCCUCCCCUCCCUCAUUUCCGCCGGUAUUGUGGCAUUGGUUACACCUGUGCUUGCGCUACUGCCAUACAAUCCGACGCGCAUCGUUCCGGCGAAAGAUGGCUCGGUGGCCUACCUAUUCAGCCCGCAACCUUCGUCCACCCAGUUCUCCUUGUAUGCGCUCAACACAUCGGACAAUGUGACAGCCACGUCUUCCAAGACCCCAAUAUCCGAUACGCUCCCGUUCCUCUCUAAGACCGAGUCGAGGGCGUUCAUAACGAUUUCCGGCGAUGAAGGGAUCACCGUCCUGGCGGGCAACUGCCAGGAUCCUCAGAAAGAUCCACAACUGUGGAAGUUCGUCCCCAGUCAAGAAGAAAACAACGGCACUUGGUCACAAUUGGAACUGACGGCCGGCGACGGCUCCCUCGGCUGCAACUAUCUGUCUGCUGGGUUUGCGUUUUCACCUACCGCCUCGAUUGGAGAUGCUGCACUGUACGUCUUUGGUGGAAUGUGUCCCAACAGCACAACUACAGACACGGCCUCCUGGAUCUCCAAUGCGAACUUUUCAAACACGAUGCUCACCUUCGCUCCGGAGUCAUCGUCAAGCAAUAGCUCCCCUUACCAAUUAUCGCUGACCGGAGCGCGAGCCCCUCCGAUUGCAGAAGCAGGACUGACCAUCACACCCUUGACCCCCACGUUCUCGAACACUUCCCAUACCAAUGUGUCGCAACAACAGAACUUUGUCCUCUUGGGUGGCCAUACUCAGACCGCAUUUAUCAAUAUGUCGCAGCUGGCAAUAUUCUCACUGCCACAAGAGUCUUGGGCUUUCGUUGCGGUUUCACAGCCAGCAAGCUCUGGCACCGGAAAGCUGAGGACAAGAGAUACGUCGGAAGUCGAGCCUCGAUCAGGACAUACAGCGAUCUUGACCGAGGACGGCUCUCGCAUUGUGGUAUUUGGCGGUUGGGUCGGGGAUGUCAACACUCCAGCACAGCCUCAGUUGGCCAUACUUGAGGUUGGUCAGGGAUAUGGUGGACAGGCAGACUGGUCAUGGACGAUCCCAACCUCAACCUCCAACCCCUUCCCGUCUGACUCCGGCUCUGGUAUCUACGGUCACGGAGUGGCUAUGCUCCCGGGAGGUAUAAUGAUGGUGAGCGGGGGCUACACCAUCGGUACAACUGCUACAAAGGCCCGGCGCCAAGUGUCUUCUGAUACUCUCCUGUUCUUGAACACGACCAGUCUCGAAUGGGCCAGCACCUACACAAAUCCUUAUCCGUCAGGCUUACCUCAAGCCUCGUCGUCUGCAGAUUCGUCGACUACGGGCCUCAAACCGUCCGAAAGGGCGGGCCUGGGAGCUGGUCUAGGUCUAGGUCUGGCGGCAGCAGCUGGCGUGGCAAUUGUAUGGCUACUAUACUCCCGCAAACUUCGGGAAAGGCGCGCUCUCCGCGAGAAGGAGAUCAGAGAGCUUGCACUUGGUGCUGAACGCUUUCGCUCACCCACACCUGCUGGCCAAGUCAGUGAAAAGACCGAUACAAUGAGGAGCGCCAGCUGGGGUGGCAUUCAGGAACGUCAGCUCGAGAGUUCCGGUGAUCCAUUUCCGUGGGCACCAAUGGCUCUAGCAGACAACAACGGAAAAGUGCGUUUGGCUGUUGGGGCUGGUGGAGACAGCAAUGACUCCCGAUAUGCUGAGCGUACCGGGGUUCUAAUGGAAAUACCAAGUCCUACCCAAGGACUCAGAAAGAAUCUGAUAUCCAAGGCACCAAUUGCGCCCGGACCGUUUAACCAACACCCUCCCAGUACUAUGGGCCCAGGUGCCGUGUUUCGCAUUGACGAAGAAGAGGAAGGCAGUCAAGCCGGGUCAUCGAGAAGGGUCAGGCCAUCUCAGAAUAUGGCUGACACCAGCUCGAUGGCAAGCGACCCAUUCAAGGACCCGUCUCCAAUGAUGGAGACAUCAAUGCCAAAUGACGCCGCAACACAACGCAAGAAAGAAGUCGAAGGCUGGGUCGAGGACUGGCAAUCAGCUGCCGAGACCAUGAGUUUGUCACGCAGCACGAGUCAAGGAUACAGCCGAACGUAUUCCAAUCUUUCCCAGUUCCGGCCGGCUGGAAGCGGCGGCCCAGGACGAGGGUCGCGCGAGAAAUCGGAUCGGACUGGUAGCAAUCUUUCAGACAACAGUAUGACGACGAGCUCCUCUUCGAUGCAGAAGUCUGCCGCCGGCACGCUGUCGCGCAAUAUAUCUCAGAGGAGUGCUAGCGUAGGCUAUACAGGAUAUUCACUCUUUUCCGGGGCCGCGGCUGCCAUGAGCCGGUUUGGAAAUAUGAACGCCAGCAACACUGGUCCUACUAGAACGCCCUCUAACCGCAGUGUUUCCCUCAACAUUGACACAUCUAGACGGAUGAAUCCGGACAACACAUUCUCGUCAGCUCGCAGUGCCUGGGGUCGCACGACCACCAUCGGGGAAGAUCAAGCGCUCCUCAAUCGAGCUCGUCAACGUCAAGAAAACCGCGCCCGGGAUUACAACACGCUGGCUGACAGUUCUCCCAGCAAGGAUAAAUACGCGCGAGCUGGUAGCCUUACCGCAGGGUCAGGCCGGAGAGCAUUGAACCUCCUUGGCAGCAUGAAGAGAGUGUUUACUGGAAGUGGACCUGGACCUGGUGACGUCCACCACGACCGGUUCGAAGCAGCCCAAAGUAGCAGCCAAUCUAGCCCGACGAAACACUCGGCGCAGCAUGCAGACAUGUUGGCAACAGAUGCGGGCCUCAACCGAGCCGUGAGCGCAGGUGCAUCAUUUUGGCAGAGGAAACGUGGAGCCAAGGACUGGGAUGAUGAUGACGAAGGAGGAAACGCCUCCUCCUCGGCGGCAGCAGUACGAAGAAAACCCGUGCCCGGCGGAACAGGCGGGAAGCACAAUUCUUCGUUAGAGGACGAGGAAGAUGAUGAUGACUGGGAUGUGGAGACGGCCGUGCAAAAGCGCGUCGUUCAGGUCAUGUUCACGGUGCCGAAAGAAAAGCUGCGCGUGGUCAAUGCCGAUGCGUUGAGUUUGCUGAGUAGUAAUCGAAGCGAGGCGGAUCAGGAAGAAGAUUGGCAUAGGCAAGGGGAUCAGGUUAAGAGGAUGAGUAGUGUCAAGGAAGGGGAUGAGAGUCAUGAUCAUGAUAACAAGGGCGACAACCGCGACCGCGACCACCAGGCUGACAACGACGAUACGACCACGGACAAGGGCAAAGGCAAAGAGCGAGAGGGUUGAAAACAGACUCGGAGUGGACUACUACUGUACGUUGGUAGGUAGGACAGGAGCUAACCAUCGUAGACGGUGCUGUUUUUUGGACAUCACGGCCGUGGCAUAUAGCAUUGGGGUCCAUGCAUGGCAUGGCAUGGGCUUGGGAUGGGGGCAUGGCGAGGCUGAACCCCUGGAAACGUUAUUUCUUCCAUGUCGGUCAUGGUGUGUUUAUAUGUGAAGAUACAGUCGGAUCUCGCGGUCAAUGCGGGAAAAGGGGGUGAUCUUUGGGCUGUUCUGCUUGGAUGCUGAUUACCCUGGGCACUGGGUAUCUAUUGGUAUCUACCUAGGUACUGAUAGAAACUGCUAGGUAGUGAGGCAACGUUGUUCUAAUUGUUGUAUACCUACACACAGUGGUCAUAAACAACAGUCCAGACGCGUCAACGCGUAUCGCAUCAUCAACAUCAUCAUCAU
Molecule: messenger RNA, 4249 nt
Organism: Exophiala dermatitidis NIH/UT8656
Lineage: Eukaryota; Fungi; Ascomycota; Eurotiomycetes; Chaetothyriales; Herpotrichiellaceae
Exons: 1
Coding region: 572-3805 (1077 amino acids)
Molecular function (GO): protein binding
Source: RefSeq, a predicted model, not a curated record